AUGUUCCAAAUAUCAUCAUCACUAUGGAAAUCGAGGAUACACUUCUUUUCCGUAUACAUUAGUGCUACAAUAUUAGGUACUUUCACAAGAGAAGGUAUUACCCAACUAUCUAAUUAUAGUUACUCAUAUGUCGCUGCAUCAAGUGUCAUUUGGAGUAAUUUUGUGGCAUGUAUGAUCAUGGGUAUCUGUCAAGGUUUAAAUGAUAAACAGUACGCCUGGUUCUCAGGUGACAUGUCAGACUUAUUUGUUGCAUUGACAACUGGUUACUGUGGUUCUGUUUCUUCAUUCUCAACAAUGAUGAUCGAAAUCUUUGAACACUCUGCUAGUUUGACAACGUCAAAUAUAAAGAACAGUACAAAACUUCCAAACAGAGCAUAUGGUAUUAUGGAGUUUUUAUCUGUUGUGAUCUUACAGUUAUUUGUUUCCAUGUCUAGUCUAAUAUUUGGUAGAAAGCUGGCUUCUGAUGUCUUAGUGUACUACUGUUCCACUAGCAAAUUAAUCCCUGUCCAAGAUUCAGAUACAGAUGAGUCACAAUCGUCUCCAAAUCAUAAAUUUGAAUCAAAACCAAAAAUGACGGAAACUUUUCCUCCCAAUAAAUUGAUGAGUGGACUUUUAAGAUUAUUAGAUACUCUAUUAUACAUUUUAGCAAUUCCCCUAAUUGCUUUGCUUAUUGUGCUAGUUUGUGUAUACAAUAAUUACGCAAGAGCUAGAUACACUUUAGGUCCAUUAUUUGGUAUAUUUGGCUCGCUUCUAAGAUUUUACCUAUCACUUUAUGCUAACCCACUGAGUAAAACUUUCCCAAUUGGUACUUUCAUUGCAAAUAUUUUUGCUACAUUAGUUUUAUCGAUAAUUACGCUUGUAACACAUGGUAAACAACAUUUCCACUCUGCCAUUCCUGUGGCUCAUUCAAAGACAGCUUGCCGUGUAGCAACAGCCCUAGGGACUGGGUUUUGUGGUUGCUUAAGUACAAUCAGUACCUUCAUCAAUGAAGCUUACAAAUUGCCAUUCCGCUCAAUGCUAGUAUACUAUUUUGUAAGCAUAUUUGUAGGAUACUGCAUUGUUGUAAUUACUUUAGGCUCCUACGCCUGGACGAGAGGUCUAACCAAUUCUGUAUGCUAA
Messenger RNA from Kazachstania africana CBS 2517, 1119 nucleotides. RefSeq names its product FluC/FEX family fluoride channel. Gene Ontology annotation, cellular component: membrane. Gene Ontology annotation, biological process: fluoride transmembrane transport. Gene Ontology annotation, molecular function: fluoride transmembrane transporter activity. The transcript has a single exon. The record is from RefSeq and is a predicted model, not a curated record. Bases 1 to 1119 code for a protein of 372 amino acids. NCBI's taxonomy places the organism in Eukaryota, Fungi, Ascomycota, Saccharomycetes, Saccharomycetales, Saccharomycetaceae.